UUAAUGAUGGAAUGUGGGGCACGCGGCGCGUUGACUGCAAUGACAGCGCAGUUCCAGACGAAAGAAGACGGAAUUGCGCGCCGCUAACAAUCCCUCGAUGUCUUAGAUCGCAUCGCACCGAGUUCUGAGAGGGGGGGUGCUGGGUGCGCGCGCGAGAGACCGCGGGAUGCGCGCCUCUCCGUCAUCCAGUGGAAGCGCGCGGCGCAGCCGGCCAAGAUGUCGUUCGCCAGGGUGAUCCACUACGCCACGAGUAUCCUGUGCUGCAACAAGGGCUCCAUGGACCUGCUGGAGCUCUACAGGAAGGUGUUUCGGCGCUUCGAGAUCUCGGAGGACCACUUCUGGUACAUCGUGAGGAAAUGUCCGCGCUUCGCCGUGGUGAAGAACGCCGGCGCGUGCGACGCCGCGUCCGAGGAGCGCGCCUCCGACUGCACGGUCGUGGCCAAAACGUCGCUGCGCAUCUGCAAGAACUACACCAAGUACGAGUGCGGCGACUGCCAGGAGCUGCACCUCUGUAAAUACUUUGUUUACGGCAACUGCAGAUACGGGAAGGGGAGGAAGCAGUGUAAGUUCUCACAUGAUGUGAGGUCAGAGCACAACUACCCCCUCCUGAGAGAGUGUACCCUCCACGAGCUUCAUGAAGAGGACCUCUUCCUGCUCCUGCUCCAGAACGACCCUUCUCUGCUCCCAGAGGUGUGCUCCCAUUACAACAAAGGUUCAGGUCCGUAUGGGGCCUGUACGUUCAAAGCCACGUGCACCAAGGUGCACAUCUGCCAGCACUUCAUCCAGGACGACUGCCGAUUCGGCCACCGCUGCAAGCGGUUGCACACCAUUGACGAUUUCGGCCGCCGCAUGCUGGAAGAGAGAGGUCUUAGUGGGGAGGUCAUCCACGACCUUCCCUUCAUCUACAAGAAUGUGUACCGGCUGAAUGCUAGUGUCUCCUACCCGGAGAGAGAAGCCGCAGUGGAGCCCAUCGCCAGACCCCUCAUGCAGAAUGAAGAGCGAACCGAGAUUUGUCUUCAUUUCAUACGAAGGAACUGCAGGUUCCAAGAUCAGUGCAUUCGCGUCCAUUUCAACCUGCCCUACAAGUGGGAGGUGUUUGAUGGCGAGGGCUGGAGAGACCUGCGGAGGAUGGAAGAGAUUGAGAGAGCCUACUGUGACCCUCGGAACACCCACAGCCCGGGGUCGAGACCCGUGGACUUCCUAACCAUGACCCGGGACUCCGACCCGGUGCGACGGCUCUCCACCGCCUCCUCCGUGACCAAGCCUCCCCACUACAUUCUAACCACCGAGUGGCUCUGGUACUACAAGGGUGAUCACGAGAACUGGAUUGAGUACGGCAAGCCCGAUGACAAGCAGCGUGUGACUUCGGUCGCGUCGCGAGAUCUGGAGCUGGCGUUCCUUACAGACGGCAGUGCGGAAGUCACAGUGAUGAAGGGCCAUCGGCAGUAUUACCUCAGUUUCCAAGAUAUGUACCAGCGAAACCCAAAACACAACACCAAGAGGAGAGUGAGGAGGCGCCCGAGAUUCGUGUCCAUCACCGAAGUGGAGAAUAAGAUCGCACGGGGGAUGGAGCAAGAUGUGAGGAAAGCGCACAGAUAUCAUCAGUUGGAGUUUGCAGAGAUCUCCUGAGAAGGGUUCGUUUAUUUGCGGUCAAUGAGGCUUCCAAGUUCACCACCCCCCUCUUUGCCCGCUGUCCUCUGCUUUUAGAAUUUCUUCAAACUGACUUUUAAACCCGGUUUUGUAUACUUCACAUACCAGCGAUCAACGCAGAUAUCGACGUCAUACCCUGGAAGGAGACUGGAAGCACAUAUUUAAAAAAUUGGAUGUUUUAAGUAAUAUUUCUGCCAAAUAAAGGAUAUUACUGAAUAAAUCU
Messenger RNA from Scleropages formosus (Asian bonytongue), 1873 nucleotides. It is a transcript of the gene parp12b, whose product is annotated as poly (ADP-ribose) polymerase family, member 12b. Bases 217 to 1629 code for a protein of 470 amino acids. The record is from RefSeq and is a predicted model, not a curated record. Gene Ontology annotation, cellular component: nucleus. Gene Ontology annotation, molecular function: metal ion binding; NAD+ poly-ADP-ribosyltransferase activity. The transcript is spliced from 9 exons. Lineage: Eukaryota; Metazoa; Chordata; Actinopteri; Osteoglossiformes; Osteoglossidae.